Vespa crabro (European hornet) is the source of this 567-nucleotide messenger RNA. It is a transcript of the gene Rpb12, whose product is annotated as DNA-directed RNA polymerases I, II, and III subunit RPABC4. Gene Ontology annotation, molecular function: DNA-directed RNA polymerase activity; DNA binding; zinc ion binding. Lineage: Eukaryota; Metazoa; Arthropoda; Insecta; Hymenoptera; Vespidae. The transcript has 4 exons. The record is from RefSeq and is a predicted model, not a curated record. Gene Ontology annotation, cellular component: RNA polymerase I complex; RNA polymerase II, core complex; RNA polymerase III complex. Gene Ontology annotation, biological process: DNA-templated transcription. Bases 94 to 270 code for a protein of 58 amino acids.
UUACUAUCGCGAUUAUAUACAAUACAACACAACAUGGCGUCUGUAGUUUAAUCGGACUUUAGGUUACGUUUUGUCUACACGAGAUAAUUCCCGAUGGAAUCCAGUAGUAAAACUGAAUCCACUCCUAAACAAGCAAUGGUGUAUAUUUGUGGAGAAUGCCAUCAUGAUAAUGAAAUUCGUCCUAGAGAUCCUAUUCGAUGCAGAGAAUGUGGCUACAGAAUUAUGUACAAAAAACGUACAAAACGAUUGGUCGUGUUCGAUGCACGCUGAUGAUUACUGUACAGCACAAAAUAUAUAUGGUUGCCACCCACAAAAUAAACGACACAAAUUAAAUGGAUCACGUGCUUGUUGUAUAAGUUGUUCGACUUGCCCAGGUACACUAAAUACUAAACCUUCUUCUAUACCUUGCAAUUUUUGUUCUAUCCUUAAGAGUGCCCUUUCUGCAGUUUUAUUCGUUUUGCUAUGAUCUAUUAAAAAAAGAAAAAUUAUUGGAAGAAUAUAUUUUGCUAGUACAGAUGUAGUUAGUGAAUAUAUAUUUAUAGAAAUAAAAUUCGUCUAAUACCUUCA